Myotis daubentonii (Daubenton's bat) is the source of this 5112-nucleotide messenger RNA. It is a transcript of the gene CREM, whose product is annotated as cAMP responsive element modulator. Gene Ontology annotation, cellular component: nucleus; ATF4-CREB1 transcription factor complex. Gene Ontology annotation, biological process: regulation of transcription by RNA polymerase II. NCBI's taxonomy places the organism in Eukaryota, Metazoa, Chordata, Mammalia, Chiroptera, Vespertilionidae. Gene Ontology annotation, molecular function: protein binding; RNA polymerase II cis-regulatory region sequence-specific DNA binding; DNA-binding transcription factor activity, RNA polymerase II-specific. The record is from RefSeq and is a predicted model, not a curated record.
CUUGGAUUUUUCCGCCAGGCGUCCCCCAGGAGGCGGUCGCGGAGCUGGGCAGGGUAGGGCGGGGCGCGCGCGCGCGCGCGGACGCAGUUCGUGCGGCUGCCGCGCUACUUUAGGUCGGGAUCAGUGGGGAGGCCGCGGCUGCCGCAUCAGAGCUGACGUGGACGACGUGGGGCCGCCGCCGGCGCCGCGUUGCUGGUUUGCGGUCCCCACCUCCUCGCGUCCGUAAGCAGUGACGAGGCCGCUACGUAAAUCCCUUCGCGGUGGGAUACAUAAAGAAGAAAACCGAGAAGGAGCAAAGCAUUUAUUACAAAUGUCUUAAUAAUGAACAAAUGUGGCAGGAAAAAAUAUAUUAAGACAAAUCUAAGACAAAUGACCAUGGAAACAAUUGAAUCUCAACAGGAUGGAAGUGUAACAGAUUCUGUGACAGAGAGAGAAUCUGCAAAUAUGCAGGCUCAGACUGGUCAAAAUUCAAUCCCUAAUUUAGCUCAGGUUUCUGUAGCUGGAUCAGGCACCGGAAGAGGCUCCCCAGCUAUAACUCUAGUACAGUUACCUUCGGGCCAAACUGUACAUGUCCAGGGCGUAAUUCAGACACCACAGCCAUCGGUUAUUCAGUCACCACAGAUACAAACUGUUCAGGUAGCAACAAUUACAGAGACAGAUGAGUCUACAGAAUCAGAAGGUGUAAUUGAUUCUCAUAAACGCAGAGAAAUCCUUUCACGAAGACCUUCUUAUCGAAAAAUACUGAAUGAACUUUCCUCUGAUGUGUCUGGUGUUCCCAAGAUUGAAGAAGAAAAAUCAGAGGGAGAAGGAACACCACCUAACAUCGCUACCAUGGCAGUACCGACUAGCAUAUAUCAGACUAGCACGGGGCAAUACAUUGCUAUAGCCCAAGGUGGAACAAUCCAGAUUUCUAACCCAGGAUCUGAUGGUGUUCAGGGACUACAGGCAUUAACAAUGACAAAUUCAGGAGCUCCUCCACCAGGUGCUGCAAUUGUACAAUAUGCAGCACAGUCAGCUGAUGGCACACAGCAGUUCUUUGUCCCAGGCAGCCAGGUUGUUGUUCAAGAUGAGGAAACUGAACUUGCCCCAAGUCACAUGGCUGCUGCCACUGGUGACAUGCCAACUUACCAGAUCCGAGCACCUACUACUGCUUUGCCACAGGGAGUAGUGAUGGCUGCCUCACCAGGAAGUUUGCACAGCCCCCAGCAACUUGCAGAAGAAGCCACACGCAAACGAGAGCUGAGGCUAAUGAAAAACAGGGAAGCUGCUAAAGAAUGUCGACGUCGAAAGAAAGAAUAUGUAAAAUGUCUGGAGAGUCGAGUUGCAGUGCUGGAAGUUCAGAACAAGAAGCUUAUAGAGGAACUUGAAACCUUGAAAGACAUUUGCUCUCCUAAAACAGAUUAGUAGAAAUAUUUAACUAUGAACUGAGUACAACAUGUACAAUUGCUUUUGAAGGCAAUACAAUAUGUAGCCGACAAGAAUUAUGGCUUUUUUCCUUUGUAUCAUUCAUCAUAUUCUCGAAAUUCUAACAUUCCUAAAAUGCUUCAUUGUACGUAGUUAACUUAGCUGUAACUUCAAUUUUUUAAAAGAGACAAACUACAAAAAAUUGUAUUUAGCAAAUUCUUAAAAUGAAAUAUUUGUAAGACUUGUUCCAGUGCCACAUAUUUGCAGUUCCCAAUUUCUGUGUCCUCAGUAGUGUCCUAUGCAAUAAAAUUUUCUGCAGGUCUUUUAAAAAAGGAUGAUCAAAGGUAAUGCAUCCAGCAAUACAAUAAAAGUAAACCACAAAAAAAUACUUCAGGAAAGAAUUGAAAGAAACUAGUGACAUGCCUUUAUGAAAAUAAGAGCCUAUAAAUGAAUUUAUGGCAUUUGCAGAUUUUUAUAAUCAGUUGCUUUGUAAGGGAAAUACUGUGUUAUUGUCCUUGAAUGCCAUAGUUGAAGGACGUUCUUAAUAGAACCAUGUUGAAUACACAUGUAGUGUUUAGUGGUCAUUUAACUAUCUGAACGUUUCCUACAGUUUUUACUCUAUUGUGUAAUAGAAAAGAUCUUGCAGAAACUCCAGUGUCGAUUUAAUGUUACCUAAUGAAAGUUACAAAAAAUUGUUAAUAACUUGGAAUGGGGUAGAAGUUAGAGUUAGAACUGUAUUUGCAGACCUUCAAGGGUGCUCGAGCUGAUUUCCACACUGGGUCUGAUUUCUGCAAAUGCUUUUUCUGCCAUCUCAUCAGAAGAAUGGCCCCAGAGCUGCUACACAGAAGAGCCACUGUUCAAGUUCAGCUUGUGUGGUGGAGUAGGCCUCUCUGCACAUGGUCUGGAAAUCUGCUGAUAGACUCCUAUUUUGAGUUUUAGGUAACAACUAUAGGGGUUUUAAAGUAAAAACAACCCAAGAUUUAAUUUUUCAUUUCAAAAUAGCUUGAAGUCUACAUUAGGUCAAAUACUUUUAUGUUAGCACAUUUAGAUGAAGUUCAUUACAUUGAGACAGCAGUAUUAUUGCUGGUAUCCACAUUUCAUUCUAUGUUUAUAAUAAAGAGCUUCAAGGUAUAAGCCCAAAGCCCUAACCAUGCCCUGUUCUUUGCCUAUGUCUUCUCUCAUUCACUCUUAAGACCUUUGUUGAAGGCUUACUCUGUGCUAGACUCUGCUAUAUUUUCUACUAUAACUUCUGCCUUGUUGAGGAUGCUGCCAUCCCAUCCCUAGUUUCAAUAAAAGAACUGGCCAAUGCAUGUGGGGAGGUACAGCAGCAGGAGGUCAUUUAUAUAGCAUCUAACUACUACUCCCCCAUCAUAAUUCUGUCACUUAUUUGUAACUCCCAGAAGGCAGGGCAUACCAUUUGGAGCUUUCUUUAGAAAUACGAAUCCUUCUUUCAGAGUCUGAGCUCUAAAUUUAUCUCAAUUUUUGUCUUAUAGAGAAGUUAGAUGAGGAAAGAAGACAAGGAAGAAGAGUAAGGAAAACCCCAAGUUUCAGGUGAAGAAAAAUGGUGCGUUGUACUCAGUCAAUCAGUCAGUCAUUCGUUCAGUUAGUCACUAAAUCAAAUGUGUGCCUAAUGGCAGACACAGAGAAGACUCAGGGGUCAGCAGACAAGCAGUAAAUGCUAUGUGCUAGAAUUAGAGAAAGAUGUAGGCAAGGAUUUUAUAAGAAUAUUUCUAUAGGAGGUAGAUUUUGAACCAGACCUUGAUGUAAUAGUGCUGAGGAGGAAGGUGCUCUAGACGAAAUCCAGAGCACACACUCCAAGGUGCUUGAAUUUAGGAGAGGGGGAAGGUCAAGUCGGUACUCACACAAGAAUUAGUUUGGUGUAAAAAAGAAUGUGUGCUUCACUCUAAAAUAGUUAUUUCAGAGGAAGAGGAUUGCAUCUGAUUACUUGGGGCCGAAAAUAAAUGUCCCCUCAUCUCCAUACUGCUUUAAAAAUAAAAUUUUAGCCCUGGCCGGUGUUGCUAUGUGGUUAGAGCAUUGGACUGAAGACUGAAGGGUCACAGGUUCGAUUUUCAAUCAAGGGCACAUACCUGGGUUGCAGGUUUGAUCCUGCGUGUAGGAGGCAACCAAUCUAUGUGUCUCUCACAUCGAUGUUUCUCUCCCCCUUCCCACCCUCCUUCCCUUGCACUCUCUAAAAAUCAACGGGGGAAAAAAAUAUCCUCCAGUGAGGAUUAAACAAAAAAAUAUAUAAAUAAGUAAAUAAAAUGUUAUUACCUCACCAAAUAAGUCCAGAGGUAGGAAAUUGUAGGCUGCUCAAUAUAGUGACAUAAUGGCAUCAUGACCGGAUGUUUCCCCCUGCUCUCUGUUCAGGCUGGGUCCCCUGAUCUAAUGUUGCUGCUGCAGUUUCAGGGAGGAGACAGGCAGCAUCUCUUCCUUUUGUCCUAUUUGAAAAGCAAGGACAACUUGCACAGAGGACCCUCUGAGUCCUUACUAGCUAGAUUUUCAUCAUAACCAGUCACUGGUAAGGAGAAUGGAAUUAAAAGCACUGGAUUUCCAGUGAAGAUUCAACUCCUGGGGCUGGGAUGGUCCCAGGCUUCUGUGAGGCAUGGCCAUCAAUAUCGAAUAAAAUGGGUUCUGGAAGAAAGCUGUUGAUGCAACUGACAAUGUUGCCAUCCAGAGAUGGUGAGGACAUACAUUGCUCAGGAAGGUGGUAACAGCUUCAGCUGAGCUGUCAAAGGUGCACUGGAACUGAAUUCUUGCUCAUUCAAUUUGUCCCUGAAACCAAAGCUCUUGCUAUAAAAAUAGCUUGAUUUUAUAACUCUCCACUCAGCCUCCAAUAGAUACUGCCUACAAAUGCGCUGAACACAGCAAGCAGUAAAUUGGAAGCUGCAUGGAUAUCUACAUCUUGACAACAUAGGUUCAUAGAAUCCAGAGCUGCAUUUGGGGCGGGGCGGGGGGGGGGGGGUCAUUCCAAAAGUUUCAGAAUUAGAAUCAAGACUUUUGAAUAUAGAAAUAACUGAUCCUGGAUCAUGGGGUUACACCACCUUGUAUGUAGUUCAUAAUGUUAAAACAUUUGAAAUGGGGAAAUAAAAGAAGUGAACUUCUCUGUGUUGAAAUGUGUUUGUGCACUACGCUUGCCCAAAACAAGACAUAUUCCAUCCCUUUUCCGUUUUCUUCUUGUGUCCAGUACAUGCAGCUUCCUGUGUGCCUAAAGUAUACCUUUAAAAUAUAUAGUGAGGAAUUGUGGAGCCAGCACUGUGUUUUUCUAGAUUGCAGUGAAAAGUAAUUAAGCAAUUUGGACAUGUUUGAGACAAGCGGAACUGUUGCCAGCCAGCUAGCCUGACAUUGUUUCAUCAUAGUAGACCAAGAUUCUCAGAAAUGUACCCCUUCCUUUCUAAGGUCAUCCUAAAGACACAGGCCUGAUUCUGAAUUACUUAAGCUUGGUAUAUCUUAAUCUUUAUGCUUUAUGUGUAGCUUUUUUCUAUAUAAAUCAUUUUCUCAUAAGUACGUUUUUAACACUUUGUUCUUCAAAAACUCAUUUGGCCAUGUGAUAAUUAACAUAAUGAGAUUUAAAAUAUUUAUUUCAGGACUAUUAUCUUUACACACAAAUAAUUCCAGCAGGGAUGGAAAAUGAUGAAUGAAAGGAGAAAAAUAACUGCUUUGUUAUACUAUAUUGUAUUUGCUCAAAUAAAAUACAACCUUUGUUAUUGC